GUAUUUUACACUCCUUUGGUCCAUUAAGCGUAGAGCGCGAGUUUUAAGUUUUGAGUAGUUGGGGUGAUUUAAAAGUAGUUGAACAUGUGGUCCUCAAGCGAUUAUGGUGGUAGUAUCGGAACUACAAGUGACUUUGGUGGAGGUUAUAUGGCGUCUAUGAGUGCUGGUACAGGACAAAAGGUUCACCUUUCUAAUGACCAAAUUUAUGGGGUUAAUUUUUUUUAGAAGAUUAGUUACCAGGGCACUAUUGUUCCUUGUACGUGUGCCGAAAUAAUGGCCGCAAAUCAAGAUGGUGAUAAGUUUGUUUCUUCAUGUGGAAUAGAAUUUAGUCAAAUAUCAGUUGUUGGGAUUAUUCGUUCGGUAAAUGAGUCAAGCACACGCGUAGAGUAUGAGGUCGACGACUACACAGGACCGUGUUUGCCAGUAAAACUUUUUACAGAGGAUCAGGAUAAUACAUCUUCCGGCCUACAGUCUCGUCCAUUUCGCGAAUUAUCGUAUGUACGAGUACAUGGUCAUGUCCGGAAUUUUCAGGGAGUCAAACAUGUUAUUGCUUUCCGAGUCAUCCAUUUGUCAGACAUGAAUGAACUUACUGCUCAUAUAAUGGAAGUGAUUUAUACAAGAAUGUUGUAUGCGAAAAUCAAACAAGAUGAGAAUAAUGGCGCUAACGUCAAAAGUAUUUUCAGUGAGGUUGGUUCGCAUAAUGCACCUGGAUCUACUAGUAAUGGACUCACUGUCUUGCAAAACCAGAUACUCGCAAUAGUUAGGACGUUUGUUGGUGAGCGUGGAAUCCCUGUAUCCCAGUUAACGGAAAAGCUGCGUGGGAUACCCGAGAGGCAAAUAAGGGAGGACUUGGAUUUCCUUAGUGCCGAAGGACAUGUAUAUUCGACUGUGGAUGAUGAUCACUUCCGAGCUACUGAAUCAUGAUUAAAUCGAAAAUGUCUGUGUCACCUUAUUUUACACUAAAAUCUUUUGAUUGUAUAUAAUUUUUGGUCUUAUUGCCUAUUGUCUCAAAAGCAAGUUACACUGUUCAUAAUGAAAACAAUAACAUUUGAGUGUCAGCUGUAUAAAUUAAAAUAAUGAAAUUCGGUAACGUUAUUUUAAUUCAGUCUUGAUGUUUUAGUGCGUCCCUUCAUAAGUAUAUAGAGCAAUAUAAACUGACAUGGAAUAAGUUUAGUUACACUUGUUUGGUUCUUAAUCAAUUAGAUUUCAGUAAAAGGUUAUUUCUUCCUAACUUAAGCGUGACAGUUGACUAUUGAUGAAGCAAACGUCGCAUGAACCAACAUGCGUGGAUAGAUAUUUUAUGAAUCAUUUCAGAACCGACCGUAGCAGCUAUCAUGAUGUGAUAGUCAGACUUACAUAUCGU
Molecule: messenger RNA, 1363 nt
Organism: Schistosoma bovis
Lineage: Eukaryota; Metazoa; Platyhelminthes; Trematoda; Strigeidida; Schistosomatidae
Source: the annotation of a GenBank genome assembly